GCUGAGGAAAGCAGUCUGCCGGAUGUCAUUGGGUAUCGAAACUGCCCAUGGGCGGUUCUGUCUCGAUGCUUCGGUCCGAGAUCCAAGCGCACGUCAAGAUUGCUCAGACAUACCCAUCGUUCCUCGAGCCGAACCUCUAUGUGGCGCGGUACUUUUUGGAGAUUUGCGAAGAAGGCGAAGGUAUCAAACCGUCGGAUAGAGACAAUGCCGCGGUCCUUGAUCAAAUGAACGUGUUGGACGAGAACGCGUUGUCGACUGAAGUCGAGUUGGUCGCGGACAACGAGGCCGCGAUUGUGGUCCUGCUUCGCAUUGUCGAGACGUACGGCAGCAUGGUACCAGCCCCAGAGUUUGACACGAAAAAACGGCUCUUUGCGCGAUUGCGGCGGCCCGACCCGUUUCCAGAUCUGUACGAGCCUGUGGCAGAGUACGACAUUCCACGCAACCAAACCUCGCUUUUGCGCAUGGCGUUGCGUUGCCUGCGCAUGAUCACCGUUAUAAAGGAUGCGCGGGAGUACAUCUAUGCCCACAGUGCGUCGAUCCCCGUGCUUAACCGAGUCAUGGACGAAAACGCUCUCGACACAUUCAUUUGCCAGGACGUCAAGAGUAUUUUCAAAAAUUUGUACGCUGGUGACGAAUCCGUGAAGCGCAUGGAGUCGGCCUCUAUCGGCGUCAUUGUCGAAUUGAUGAACGACUAUGAAGAAUCACCCAUUGUACAAUUGGCAGGCAUCAAGCGUCUUGACAAUCACGUCCGUGUUGUGCGCGACGAUGAAGACUUUGCACGCUGUAUCGACGAGAUUCUGGUGACGAACGCCGUCGCCGCUGUUGGCCGCUCACUUGCUCGUUUUCCCUCGACAUAUUCCGAUAUUUAUGUCCAUGCGUGCCGUCUCAUGGUGGCCCUUGUAUCACCGGAGCGACUCGAGGCGGACGAGGAGGCUGGACGUCCCCACGAUGAGCGCUUGUCCAAACUCAUUGGCCAGCACGGCGGUGUCGAAGCCGCGAUUCGGCUAUUAAAGCGCUCCAGAGGGUUCCACACUCAACUUGCGUCGGCGAAAGACGACCCUGUGCCUGUCGCGGUGCCGCCUCCCGUAGCCCCGACUGUCGUGAUCAAGAGGCUAACGGAACAAGAGGAGCUUGAUGCACUCAAACUGCAAAUGAUGGCUUCACCUCCGGACGACCCAAAUUCCGACGAAAUUGCAAUCAAAGCGGAAAAGGCCAAGACUACGGACUGGAAGACGUCAGAUCUUGCGCAGCAAGCUCUGUGGGCGCUUGAUGUGCUUAGCAUCUCCGAUUUCAACCGCAUUGCAAUGAAGCGAGAAAAGUUGAAGUACGUUGUGAGCGAAGUCAGUCUCGGUUCCAAGCUUAUCGUGCCUCGCCGCCUCCGCGUACUCGACUGGGCAAGCGUUGGCCACGAGCCCGAUAAAGAGGAUGGCGCGACGGACCCAAGCGACUAAGCGCAUGAUUUAAACACGCAUGUGAUCGUGCAGCUCGUGGAAGAAAUUGAAUGGAUUGCUCCGGUUGGCA
Messenger RNA from Saprolegnia diclina VS20, 1521 nucleotides. RefSeq lists its product as hypothetical. The record is from RefSeq and is a predicted model, not a curated record. Bases 48 to 1451 code for a protein of 467 amino acids. NCBI's taxonomy places the organism in Eukaryota, Oomycota, Saprolegniomycetes, Saprolegniales, Saprolegniaceae. The transcript has 11 exons.